AGUAUCCCUAAAAGAAAGUGACAGAGAGGAACUGGCCUGCUCCGCCGCCGGAGACGAGGAGGAGGCGCAGGAGCGAAAUCGACCGGAACCAUGGCGCUGCGGGCUCUCCUCCGGAAGGCGCCAUCCCUCGCCGGCCGUCUCGGGGCGCCGCCGUCCUACGCGCCGUCCCCGGUGAUCCAAGCUCUGCAGCCGGCGGCGGGGUCUCGAUCCCUGUCGCAGCGUCCAUCCGCAGCGGGGCCCCAAGCAGAGUACUCUGAAGAAUUGCUGCGGGAGAAAUCAGAUCGUGCGCAUGCAGAGUUCAAGAGGAACAUGAAGGUGAUACAGCAGCAAAUGGAUGAGCAGUGGAGGCUUGAGGUUGAGUUCUGGGCAAAACUUCGCGGGGAGCUGCACACGAUUGAGAAGACCUGCAAUGUUCUGAUGUUCCUAUGUGCGUCUACGGCCAUCCUGUCGCUGACCAGUGCGAUGUAGUGGAGUAUGUGAGCGUGUGAGGCUUAAACCAAUGAUGUUGACGGAACCUGGUAUGCAGUAAUGUUUAUGUGCUAUGUCAUGCAUGUGCUGGAUUCUAGGGUUUUAAUGAGGUAUAUGCCGGAUCUGUUUAUCGGGAUGAACACUGGAUGUGCUUGCUACAUGUAAAUAUAUCUGAAAAUGGUACGUACUACUA
Molecule: messenger RNA, 661 nt
Organism: Lolium perenne
Lineage: Eukaryota; Viridiplantae; Streptophyta; Magnoliopsida; Poales; Poaceae
Source: RefSeq, a predicted model, not a curated record